ACUUGCUGGGCUCCCCUCUCUCUCUCUCUCUCUCAAUUCUACUCCAUUUAUUGUUGUUUCCCUUCCCUCUCAGUACUCUCACAAGCACAAAAAAACACAAACCAAAAAAAAAACUAAUCCCUCCCUCGAUCGUCGUGCAUGCCUAAGUCUGUCUCUUGCUUGAUAUUCGUCUCUUUCCUCUUCCUCUUCCUCUUCCUCUAUAUUUGUGUCACCUUCUCUCCCUUACCACUACCAUCAAAGCAAAGAAACCCCCUUCUUUGACUCUCUCUCUCUCGUAAACCUAAAACACUUGCUAACUAAGUUGUGUUAUUUCCAAAGACAAAUAAAGAAAAGAGAAGCCCAAUAACCUCUCUGUCUAGUACUGUACUCUCACCGAUUACACCGCCAACAACAUGGAUUCUAGUUCUCAUCAGAACUGGCUAGGUUUCUCUCUUUCCAACCAUCAUCACAUGAAUAAUACCAUCAACAUCCCUACCUCUUCUGAUUCCUCUCACCUCUGUCUCUUCGAAGCCUUUAACACCACCACUACCUCAGCACAAGAAGUAAACGCAGUAGUAGCUGCUGGUAGAGCUACAGACAUCUCUUUAUUUACAGCUUCUGGACCAAAACUUGAGGACUUUCUUGGUGGUUGCACCUCUACAUCACCAUCACAAACACCACAACAGCAGCCACUGUGUGGUCAGUUCUCUACUGAGACACCCGUGACUACCACCGCUACUGCUUUAUCUGACAGUACUAGUUCUGAGAUAUAUGACUCCGAGCUCAAAACUAUAGCUGCUAGCUUCCUUCGUGGUUUUGCCUCCACUGAUCAUCAAAAAAUCGAUAGUACCCAAAAACAUCAACAACUUCUUGUUCAGGCCGAACAUGCACCAAAGAAAACAGUUGAAACUUUUGGCCAACGUACUUCAAUCUAUCGAGGAGUCACCAGGCAUAGAUGGACUGGCAGAUAUGAAGCCCAUUUGUGGGAUAAUAGUUGCAGAAGGGAAGGGCAGAGUAGAAAAGGAAGACAAGUUUAUUUGGGUGAAUUCCUUUUCCUCUUAUUUUCUUUCAGCCUUAUGAUAUUAAGUGGCUAUGACAAGGAGGAGAAAGCAGCCAGAGCUUAUGAUCUUGCAGCUCUCAAGUACUGGGGUCCGACCACCACAACAAACUUUCCGGUUUCUAACUAUGAGAAGGAAAUAGAAGGGAUGAAGCACAUGACAAGGCAAGAGUUUGUUGCGUCACUUCGAAGAAAAAGUAGUGGUUUCUCUAGAGGAGCAUCGAUUUACAGAGGAGUGACGAGGCACCAUCAACACGGUCGGUGGCAAGCAAGGAUCGGAAGAGUUGCUGGCAACAAAGAUCUCUAUCUUGGCACCUUUAGCACGCAGGAGGAAGCUGCCGAAGCUUAUGACAUUGCAGCGAUCAAAUUUAGAGGCCUAAAUGCUGUAACCAACUUUGACAUGAGUCGCUAUGACGUAAAAAACAUAGCUAAUAGCAAUCUUCCCAUUGGAGGAAUAUCCGGCAAGUCAAAAAAUUCCUCAGAAUCCGCUUCUGAUAGCAAAAGCAUUGAUGGAAGCCGAUCGGACGAUCGAGAUCUCUCCUCAGCAUCCUCGGUAACCUUUGCUUCUCAGCCUGCAACUUCUACUCUUAGCUUUGCCAUACCCAUCAAACAAGACCCGUCAGAUUAUUGGACCAAUAUCCUUGGAUACCAAAACACCACUACUAUGAACAAUGCCAAGAACAGUAGCAGCAGCAUUGUUGAUCCAAGCACUUUACUUCAAUCUUCCACAAGCGGUCCUGCUUUUCAAAGCCCAACAGUUUUCAAAAUGGACUUCAAUGCAAAUUCAUCUGUCAAUGAAAGCAAUAACAAUGGGCUAUUAUUCAAUGGUGGUUAUACACAGCAGCAGAUAAGUGGUAUUGGUACAUCAUCACCAAGUUCAAAUAUCCCAUUUGCUACACCCAUCGCCUUCCAUAGUAAUGGUAAUAGUUACGAGGGCAACCCAAGUUAUAGUAGCUGGAUUGCUCAACCUUUGCAUUCUUUCCAAUCUGCAAAGCCCAAACUCUCAGUGUAUCAGACUCCCAUUUUUGGAAUUGAAUGAGCUCACAAAAGAAAUGCAAAGGGGAAAUGAGAAUCUGUGCAAGAAUGAAAGUGAAAGGCCAGGUAGCUAGCUAGCUAGCUAGCUCGAUGUUGAUGCCAGCAUGCAAUGCCAUUAUGCAUAGAUGGAUUAACUUUUUUACUUUGAAUAGAUGAGUUGGGACUGACGAGCAUUUCCACGGGUAGCUGACAUUAGUACUAACUGCGAGUUCUUUCUCAGUUUUGUGCUCUUUAUCUCCUUCGCUUUUGCUUUUUCACUGACAUGAAUUUACAUGGGUAUAAAAUGAAGGAACAUGAAUAUUAUAUCCUUUUUGCUA
Populus trichocarpa (black cottonwood) is the source of this 2388-nucleotide messenger RNA. RefSeq names its product AP2-like ethylene-responsive transcription factor AIL5. The transcript is spliced from 9 exons. Bases 393 to 2075 code for a protein of 560 amino acids. Gene Ontology annotation, molecular function: DNA-binding transcription factor activity; DNA binding. Lineage: Eukaryota; Viridiplantae; Streptophyta; Magnoliopsida; Malpighiales; Salicaceae. The record is from RefSeq and is a predicted model, not a curated record. Gene Ontology annotation, biological process: regulation of DNA-templated transcription.